AAUCACUUAAAUUUUGCUUUUUGUAAAAUUUUAAUUUUUUUCUUGAUUUUAACAAUACGGAUAUUAGAUCGCGGCCAUCUUGAUCUUCUUUACCCUGAAGGACUCUGAGGCUCCGUCAUGAGUUCUCUCAAAUUACAAAAGAGGCUAGCCGCCUCGGUUAUGCGAUGUGGAAAAAAGAAGGUCUGGCUGGAUCCGAAUGAAAUCAACGAGAUCGCCAACACUAAUUCUCGCCAAAACAUCCGUAAGUUGAUCAAGGAUGGUUUAAUCAUCAAGAAACCUGUGGCGGUGCACUCCAGAGCUCGAGUUCGCAAAAACACCGAAGCUAGACGUAAAGGUCGUCAUUGUGGUUUUGGUAAAAGGAAAGGUACAGCGAAUGCUCGUACACCUCAAAAGGAUCUUUGGAUUCAACGUAUGAGAGUUCUUCGUCGACUGUUGAAAAAAUAUCGUGAGACGAAGAAAAUCGACAGGCAUCUUUACCAUGCUCUGUAUAUGAAAGCCAAGGGAAACGUGUUCAAGAACAAGAGAGUACUGAUGGAGUAUAUCCACAAGAAAAAAGCCGAGAAAGCUAGGGCUGAAAUGCUUUCGGAUCAGGCCGAGGCACGUCGUACUAAAGUUCGUGAGGCACGUAAACGAAGAGCCGAACGUAUCGCUGCCAAGAAACAAGAACUCUUGCAAUCGUAUCAACGCGAGGAUGAAGCUGCUGCGGCGCAGAAGAAGUAAAUAACAUCGAAAACAAAAUUUAUUGUAUAAAUAAAUGGAAAAAAACCAAAA
Venturia canescens is the source of this 771-nucleotide messenger RNA. It is a transcript of the gene RpL19, whose product is annotated as ribosomal protein L19. The record is from RefSeq and is a predicted model, not a curated record. Bases 118 to 720 code for a protein of 200 amino acids. Gene Ontology annotation, cellular component: ribosome; cytosolic large ribosomal subunit. Lineage: Eukaryota; Metazoa; Arthropoda; Insecta; Hymenoptera; Ichneumonidae. The transcript is spliced from 4 exons. Gene Ontology annotation, biological process: translation. Gene Ontology annotation, molecular function: structural constituent of ribosome; RNA binding.